AUGAUAUCACUGCAGCUUCUGACACAAAUGCAGAAAACAAGGCUGAAAAUAACAAAACGGGCGGUAUGUGCGUGUGCCUAAGGUACGGAAUACGCCAGAAUUCCAAAGAAGAAGAUGCAUAUCAAUCGUCUUCUUUGGACUUCUGGCAUAGGUGUUAGGCUAUGCUAUGCCUAUGUCAACCUCAAAGCUAAACCAGGCAAUAGUAAGAAGCGUCAACCACGCCCUCAACCUGUGCUAAGAAGAAUGCUGUGCUGAAGCCCCGCUUCACCUUCGAGAACGAGAAGACUAGACCACCUGCAGUUUGUAAACAUACAUAAAAACAAUGUCAAGAUCAAUCAAAGAGCUUAUUCUCCAUUACGACCCAAUUAAUGAAAGCAAUAUUUUUACUAGUGGGGACAUUGUGGAGGGGCGAGUUGUUUUGGAAGUGACCAAAGAAAUAAAGGUGGAAACACUUUUUGUGAAGUUCACGGGAGAUGCGAACGUGAGCUGGACUGAACAAUCCGGUGAGGACGAAACAACCUACAGCGACCAUGACCGAUACUUCAAACUAAAGCAAUACUUCAUUCAAGAAAGCUCGAAAAAAGGACAAAGUGAAAAGAAGACCACUCUUGUAAGUGGAGAGACUUAUGGACCAGUGAUUAAACCAGGAAGUCAUGUUUUUCCGUUCAGAUUUCAGCUGCCUCAACAGAAUAUGCCUCCAUCUUUUAAUGGACAGCAUGGCUCGGUUAAGUAUGUGUUGAUGGUAAAGCUGAAGAGGUCUUGGAAGCCAACAUCUUCUACAUGUACGGAAAUAACCUUUUUGCCCAGGAAUGAUAGAACCAAUGAUCAUUUACUGCAACCACAAUCUGGCACAGAAGACAAGAAGAUGAAACUUUUUGGCUCAGGAAAAAUGGCAAUGACAGUAACAGCUGACAAAACUGGCUAUAUGCAAGGUGAAACAAUCAGAGUUUCUGUUGAUAUUGACAACUCAUCAUCUCGCGACGUCAAGCUGAAGUACAGCCUCCAACAGAAACAGACCUUCUUUGCUGGCAGCAGAACUAAUAACGCACUUAAGUAUAUAGUCAAAGAAACUAAAGAUCGCAUCCCAUCUAGAGAAAAGACUAAAUCUGCAGUGGACAUAAACCUUCCAUGUGACCUGACUGUCACCAUUGAAAACUGCAGAAUUAUAAAAGUGCAGUACUAUCUCAAGGUCUAUCUGGAUGUGUCUUUUGCCUCGGAUCCAGAAGUUAUGUUCCCUGUGGUUAUUCUUCCAGCUGACCAACGAUGUCCUCCCUGGCAAGGCCCACCUGGGGGAUUCCAGCCAUAUCCGCCGCCUCAGCCUAACCUUGUGCCCUAUCCUGUUGGUCCACCACCUUCAUAUGCAGAAGUUUACCCCAAUCUGAAUGACCCUUCAGUCCUGCCCUAUUCAGGAGCUGCUGCAGGGCUUUACCCAAAUCCAAAUGCCAUGAUGCCUGUUUUCUAUCCGACUCCAUCCGCACCAGUUUAUGAUCCAAAUCAAAGCACUAAAGAAUCCUCUCCUAAUGUGCCUUAUUAGUCUUGUUCACCAGAAAAACUUUAUCUGCAUGAAUUCAAGCUUGGUGCCUAUUAUUGUGCCUCUUUAAAAUUAGGACUGUUUUUAAUUUAACAAGGAAUGUACAGUAUAAAAAAAGUUUUUGAGAUUUAUUUCAGAUUUAUUUGGCCUUUGUAGUUCACUGUUCAGUUUCCCCUUUUCCCAUGUGCUCCAAAAACGCAGGUCUAAAAACUUUCACUAUCCUUUAUUGCAGUACAAAAACAUUUUUACAAAAUGUCUCUGACCACUGUUCCUAAUUCGAGCAAGGAAGGUGGAGUGGGCUGCUAAUGCCGACAAUGUCCACUUUUUAUGCUCCUUCAUCCCAUUAGGUGUAGGGCUGAGCAAAUAUGGGCAUAAGUCUUUACUGCUCUAUUGUAAUGAAGUGCCUGGAAAGACUAGUUGCCCAGCACAUCAAGGCCUGCCUCCCACCAUCAUUAGACCCUCACCAGUUUGCCUAUAGGGCAUCGCCAUCAUCCUUCACUCAACGUUGAGUCACCUCAAAACUCAGGCAGCCAUGUAAGACUACUCUUCAUAGAUUUCAGCUCAGCCUUUAAUACAAUAAUACUUUGGGCUUCCACCCCCCUCCCUCCACCUGCGCUUGGAUAAAACACUUCCUCUCAAAGAGACCACAACAAGUUAGACUUGUUCAUCAUCUCUCAGAGGGUCAUAGGUUCAGCCCAAAAGCCAUAGGUUGCCCCCUUCCCUCCCUGUAAGAGCUUGCCAACUCCUUAAUCGGACUAGAUCUAUUCUCGAAGACACUGUCCACCCUGCCCGACACUUGUUCAACCUGCUUCUUUUUUCCUCUGGGCCAUACAUUCACUGAACAAACAAUAACCCUGUGAAAUAAAGGUAAUUCCUCCUUUCACUAUCCUCCUGUCAUGGCUCAUUACCGACAUGAUCUCAUCUGCAAACAUUCUCUUUUUUUAUGCUGAAACCUGCUGCUAUGUCAAAACCUGAUAAUAUUUUACAGAUAUGUGUGUGGGAGGGUGUGUGCUGAAUGGGAGGGAGGGGAGUGUUUGUUUGUUUGUUAUAUUUAUCUAUUAGUACAUAUUUUAUACUAUACUUUUUUUCUUAAAGCACUGAUCUGGAAUUGUCCAAAUUAACUGAUCUGUAGUAGCACUUGAAAUUUCGUUGUGUUACACUGUAUUUAUGCAAUGACAAAUAAAGCUUGGACUUUA
Pimephales promelas (fathead minnow) is the source of this 2727-nucleotide messenger RNA. Its product is annotated as arrestin domain-containing protein 3. NCBI's taxonomy places the organism in Eukaryota, Metazoa, Chordata, Actinopteri, Cypriniformes, Leuciscidae. Gene Ontology annotation, cellular component: plasma membrane; cytoplasm. Gene Ontology annotation, biological process: protein transport. The record is from RefSeq and is a predicted model, not a curated record.